AUGGCUGAAGAUACUGAAGAUACACCCCCAGCACGCAACCAAGCUCUGCAUCGCUGGAGGGCACGGGAUAUCCUCCAGCCACUUCAUAACAGCAUUCCUGCAGAACUGCUGUAUCGGUUUGACCCUGACUACAUCAUUUUCUACAACAAGCACAACGCGGGCCGUCUGCAUACCCAUGAAGUACCCAUCGAAGAGUUCCGAAAGAACCCAGCCCGCUACACGAUCUCCUAUGGGCGUGACCGUGGCCCGGAUGUCUAUUGCAUCUCAGAGAAAAAGUGUCCAGUGGAGGGAGGAGAGAUCACCAUUCGAAUCUUUGAACCGGAGCCCAAGAAAGAUGAGCACGGCCAGCCACAGAAGAGAGCGGCCUAUGUGAACUUCCACGGAGGUGGAUGGGUGUUCGGAGGCCUGGAGGUCGAUCACGACUUUUGCAAAAUGAUUGUUCAUCGCCUUGAUGGAGACCUUGUUGCAUUCGACGUGGACUAUCGGCUUGCACCUGAGCAUCGCUUUCCGAUUCCCUUGGACGACUGCUGGGCUGCAUUCAACUGGAUUCGUUCCCAGAAAGCAGAAGAGUUCAAUCUUGACCCUGACCGAUUCGCCGUGGGCGGUGCAUCUGCUGGAGGCAAUAUGGCCGCGGUUUUGGCUCAUUUCUGUCGCGAUGCGGGUAUCCCUCUACGGCUUCAGAUAUUGACCGUUCCCAUCUGCGAUUUUAAUAGCACCUUUACCGCCGAGGGUCAAUUCGAUCGUGCAGGCUCCCCGUACGAUUCGUACCGGGAGAUGGAGUUCACGGCAGCCCUUCCAGCUGCGCGAAUGGCGUACUUUCACCGGCAUUACCUCGGAGUGCCUCGACCAGCACCGUCUGCAGAUGACUGGAAGAUUUCGCCCUUUCUUGCACCAAACUUUGCGAACCUGGCUCCGGCACUAGUGUCAACAGCGGAGCUGGAUCCUUUGUGCGACGAAGGCGAGCUUUACGCCUACAAGCUCAAGUCUGCCGGUAAUCGAGUCGAUAUCAACCAGUUUCGUCGCGUUCCGCACACAUUUGCUGUAUUGGAUGGGAUCUUGGACAGCGGGCUUGAGUACAAUGUCCUUGUGGUCGCUGCGCUGAAGCGGGAGCUUCUAGCGUAG
Molecule: messenger RNA, 1122 nt
Organism: Penicillium subrubescens
Lineage: Eukaryota; Fungi; Ascomycota; Eurotiomycetes; Eurotiales; Aspergillaceae
Product: alpha/beta hydrolase
Exons: 3
Coding region: 1-1122 (373 amino acids)
Molecular function (GO): hydrolase activity
Source: RefSeq, a predicted model, not a curated record